CUGUCCUCUCUGUUUCCUGCGCUCAAUGCCACGUAAUUAGCGGCAGACACAAAAUUCAAGCAACACUUCAGACAGUUAAAGGUGAAAGAAGAUCCGCCGCGCUAACAGUCUCCCAGGCUUCCAUCACGUUAUUAUUAAUAAUUGGCACGUUUGGAAGUGAUCCGAGAUGCUGAAGUUGUUGAUUGUGUGCGCACUGGCUGCUAUGAGCACGGCUGAUAUCGCCGAGGAGGAGGACGUGCUCGUACUCAAGAAAAGUAACUUCGAGGAGGCGCUCAAAACUUACCCAAAUAUCCUUGUUGAGUUUUAUGCACCAUGGUGUGGGCACUGCAAAGCCCUGGCCCCCGAAUAUGCCAAAGCAGCUGGUAUGCUGAAAGCUGAAGGCUCAGACAUCAAACUAGCAAAGGUGGAUGCAACGGAGGAAUCUGAGCUCGCUCAGGAGUUUGGUGUUCGUGGAUAUCCCACCAUCAAGUUCUUCAAGAGAGGAGAGAAGGAGAACCCCAAGGAGUAUUCUGCUGGCCGACAGGCUGAUGACAUCGUCAACUGGCUGAAAAAGCGAACUGGCCCUGCAGCUACUACUUUAACUGAUGUGACCCAGGCAGAGUCUCUUAUUGCUGAUAAUGAGGUUGCAGUCAUUGGGUUCUUUAAGGAUGUUGAAUCAGAAAAUGCCAAGGCCUUCAUUAAAACCGCAGAGGCUGUGGAUGACAUUCCCUUUGGCAUCAUCUCUGAUGAUGCAGGCUUUUCAAAGUUUGAAGUGGCCAAAGAUGGUGUUGUUCUUUUUAAGAAGUUUGAUGAGGGUCGCAAUGCAUUUGAUGGAGAGGUCAGCAAAGAAAAGCUACUGACCUUUAUCAGAUCCAACCAACUUCCCCUGGUCAUUGAGUUUACAGAGCAGACUGCUCCAAAAAUAUUUGGAGGUGUCAUCAAGUCCCACAUCCUAAUGUUUGUUCCCAAAACAGCCAAAGACUUCCAGGAUAAGAUGGACCAAUUUAAGAAGGCAGCUGAGGGUUUCAAAGGCAAAAUUCUCUUCAUCUUUAUUGACAGUGAUGUGGAUGAUAAUCAGCGAAUUCUGGAAUUCUUUGGUCUUAAGAAGGAAGCAUGCCCAGCAAUCCGCCUCAUUACCCUAGAGGAAGAGAUGACCAAAUAUAAACCAGAAACCUCAGAAAUCACAGCAGAGAACAUAAUCACCUUUUGCACCGCCUUCACAGAGGGAAAACUUAAGCCUCAUUUGAUGAGUCAGGACAUUCCUGAUGACUGGGAUAAGAACCCGGUCAAGGUCCUGGUGGGCAAAAACUUUGAAGAGGUUGCCUUCGACCCUGCUAAGAAUGUGUUUGUAGAGUUUUAUGCCCCAUGGUGUGGCCACUGUAAACAGCUGGCCCCCAUCUGGGAUCAAUUGGGUGAGAAAUUCAAAGACAACGCAAACAUUGUUGUGGCCAAGAUGGACUCCACAGCCAAUGAGAUUGAAAGUGUCAAAGUGCAUAGCUUCCCCACGCUCAAGUUCUUCCCUGCUGGUGAUGACCGUAAGGUAAUUGACUACAAUGGUGAUAGAACGCUAGAUGGAUUCACAAAGUUUUUGGAGAGUGGAGGAAAAGAAGGUGGGGCACCAGCAGAUGAGGAGGAGGAUGAAGAUUCUGAUGAUCUGGAUCUUGAUGAUGCAGAAGAGGAUGAUUCAGAUGUGGAUGAGGGACACGAUGAGUUAUAAGAGUCAUGAAGAAAAGGCGAGACAAACCCCUUCACCACCACCUCCAAUUUAAACCUCCCUGUCUACGAACACUAAAGCUUUUCUGAACUAAUCCUAACUGAACAGCCACUGGGCAUUACAGGGUCUUUUAGCCAGCUGUCAUUACCAAUCCAGCCCAACCAUCUGCAGCCCAGAGAAUGCCUCUUUGCCCACAAAAACUUUUAUCUCUGAAUUUUUACUGUACAGUUUGUUUUUUGAAUUAAAAUGUAUUAGGUUUUUUAAGGUUUAAUUCCAAUGGUAAUCUGUUGAACUGCUCUUCAUACUUACCCACUACCUCCUUUUGUGAUCUGGAGGAUCAGUAUUAAGAUUUUGCAGUAUAAUUCUGGAAAUACUCUCCUGAUGAAGGAGGGGGAUAGCCAAUUAUUCUGCUUUAAUUCUUUGAUAUGAAUGAGUGGACAUUUCAGGGCAGAGGGACUGUAGGACUGUAGGUCAUUCCAUUUGGGUGGAA
Molecule: messenger RNA, 2183 nt
Organism: Carassius carassius (crucian carp)
Lineage: Eukaryota; Metazoa; Chordata; Actinopteri; Cypriniformes; Cyprinidae
Product: protein disulfide-isomerase-like
Exons: 11
Coding region: 167-1696 (509 amino acids)
Biological process (GO): protein folding; response to endoplasmic reticulum stress
Cellular component (GO): endoplasmic reticulum
Molecular function (GO): protein disulfide isomerase activity
Source: RefSeq, a predicted model, not a curated record